Messenger RNA from Eutrema salsugineum, 1488 nucleotides. RefSeq names its product poly(ADP-ribose) glycohydrolase 1. The transcript is spliced from 10 exons. The record is from RefSeq and is a predicted model, not a curated record. Gene Ontology annotation, molecular function: poly(ADP-ribose) glycohydrolase activity. Bases 1 to 1488 code for a protein of 495 amino acids. Gene Ontology annotation, cellular component: cytoplasm; nucleus. Lineage: Eukaryota; Viridiplantae; Streptophyta; Magnoliopsida; Brassicales; Brassicaceae. Gene Ontology annotation, biological process: carbohydrate metabolic process; regulation of DNA repair; ATP generation from poly-ADP-D-ribose.
AUGGAGAAAAGAGAAGAUCUUGAGACGAUUUUAGCCUACUUGCCGGUAGAGAUUCAGGGUUCGUCUCUGUCUUGGCCAUCGUCACACUUGGUGGAGGUUUUAGAAGCUUUGACCGAAGGACCAAGUCACAGCAGAGUCGACUCGGGAAAAACUCUGUCUGAUUCCAUCUCUGACAUGAGACAAGCUCUCUCUUUGACUUCUCAUUUUUCUGAUUCAGCACUUCAAGGCUACACUCUCUUCUUCGACGAGCGAAUGUCGAAAGAAGAAUCAAGCAGAUGGUUUAACGAGUCUUUACCUGCAAUGGCUUGUCUUCUUCUGAGAUUCCCAUCUAUCUUGGAAUUACAUUAUCUAAGUUCAGAGAAUCUCAUCAAUGGCACAAAAACCGGUCUUCGUGUCUUAGGCCCCAAAAAAGCAGGCAUUGUGUUCCUCAGCCAGGAACUUAUAGGAGCAUUGCUUUCAUGUUCUUUCUUCUGUUUGUUUCCUGUCGAUAAUAGAGGCUCAAAUCUUCUUCCAAACAUCAAUUUCGACAAAUUGUUCGGAAGCCUAAUCAACACGGCACGAAACGAGCACCAAGAGAACAAGAUCAAAUGCAUACUUCAUUACUUCCAGAGGUUAUCUUCCUCUAUACCUCCUGGAUUCGUCUCAUUCGAACGCAAGAUUCUCUCUUUAGAACAAGAUACUUCUGGUCUCGAAGCUAGUCCUGAUGCAGAUUUUUGGAGUGCAUCUACUGUCAAUCUCUGCCCUGUUGAGGUUCAUACUUCUGGUUUAAUAGAGGAUCAAAGUGUUGAAGCACUUGAAGUUGACUUCGCCAACAAGUACUUAGGAGGUGGUGCUCUUCGCAAGGGAUGUGUCCAGGAAGAGAUUCGAUUCAUGAUCAAUCCAGAAUUGAUCGCUGGUAUGCUCUUCUUACCAGCCAUGGAAGCCUCUGAAGCAAUUGAAGUUGUUGGUGCUGAAAGAUUCUCUCACUACACAGGAUAUUCAUCUUCCUUUCGGUUUUCUGGUGAUUACAUGGACACAAAGGGAAUAGAUGUUUUCGGAAGGCGAAAAACAAGAAUCAUCGCCAUAGAUGCUCUUCGUCAUCCAGGAACCUCCCAAUACAAACUUGAACGCCUCCUCAGGGAGACCAAUAAGGCUCUCUGUGGUUUCCUCCAUGUCUGCAAGAAUCAGUGCAUUGAUCAUGAAGAUGGAGUUGGUGUUGCAACAGGGAAUUGGGGAUGUGGUGCUUAUGGUGGAGAUCCUGAGCUCAAAUAUUUUCUUCAAUGGAGUGCUGUUUCACAGGCAAGAAGACCAUUCAUGUCUUACUACACUUUUGGAUUUGAAGCACUCCAUAACCUAAAUCAGGUAACGGAAAUGGUUAUAUCUAAAGGUUGGACGGUGGGAGAUCUAUGGAAGAAACUAGUCGAGUAUUCGAACCAGAGGCUAAGAAGCAGCAAGAAAAGAAGAGAGCCUAAACUUGGUUUCUUUGAUUGGCUUUAUGGCAUUGACUGA